Messenger RNA from Anguilla anguilla (European eel), 2857 nucleotides. RefSeq lists its product as uncharacterized. The record is from RefSeq and is a predicted model, not a curated record. Gene Ontology annotation, molecular function: nucleic acid binding. NCBI's taxonomy places the organism in Eukaryota, Metazoa, Chordata, Actinopteri, Anguilliformes, Anguillidae. Bases 1 to 2232 code for a protein of 743 amino acids. The transcript has 5 exons.
AUGGAGAUUGGAAGGGCCCACAUCUCGCCGGAGGAACGCCUCCGUAGCAAAGUUCGGGGCUUUGCCUCUAUUGUGGUCAGCCCGGCCAUUUCCGUUACUCCUAUCCAGUUCGGCCAAAAGAGAGGGCUCGCCAGUGAGAGUGGGGACGCUGGCGCAGAUGCUAAUUUCCUGGACGCCACCUUCGUCACACGAACCGGCAUUGCGACCCAGCCCUUAGAGGUACCCAUGACCACCCAUGCACUGGAUGGAAGAGCCCUCAGCCAAGUAACACACAUCACCGAACCCCUACAACUCUUGGCUUCGGGUAACCACCGUGAAACCAUUCAAUUCCACGUCAUUCCCUCACCUAAUUCUCCCAUUGUAUUAGGUCAGCCCUGGUUCCAUGUCCACAACCCCCACAUCGAUUGGGCCACAGGGAGAGUGCUGAGCUGGAGUUCACACUGCCAUUCCGCUUGCCUGAAAUCUGCUCCUGCGCCUGCAGAGGUCGCCAUCCCCUCAGCGGUCGCCGAACCUCCUAACCUUGCCACUAUUCCUCCAAUGUACCACGACCUGGGAGAAGCAUUUAGUAAACAGCGCGCACUCUCACUGCCCCCUCAUCGCCCUUAUGAUUGCGGAAUCGACCUGCUUCCUGGAGCCGCCAUACCUUCCCGUCGCCUGUUCAACCUGUCCCGAUCUGAGAGGAAGGCGAUGGAGACUUAUAUUCACGACUCCCUCGCUGCAGGGAUUAUAAGACCAUCACCUUCCCCAGUUGGUGCAGGGUUUUUUUUCAUCAAUAAGAAGGACCAAUCCCUGCGCCCCUGCAUCGAUUACCGAGAGCUCAACAACAUUACAGUAAAAAACAAAUAUUCUCUGCCGUUAAUGAAUUCUGUUUUUGAACCCCUCCAGGAAGUACUCCAAUGCCUGCUCGAAAACAAAUUGUUCCUGAAGGCGGAAAAGUAUGAAUUUCACAUAACUUCUGUGAGCUUCCUGGGGUACGUCAUCGAGAGUGGACGGGUCCGGACGGACCCGGAGAAGAUUCGUGCCGUAGCCAAAUGGCCCAAACCCUCCUCCCAGAAGCAGCUCCAACGAUUCCUGGGGUUCGCAAACUUUUACCGGCGGUUCAUCCAAGACUACAGCCGGGUGGCAGUGCCCCUUACCCACCUUACUUCAUCCACCAUCCCCUUCGCCUGGACCCCGGAAACCGACACCACUUUUGGGGAUCUCAAGAGGCGAUUCACCUCAGCACCAGUCCUGGUCCACCCUGACUCUCCCCGCCAGUUUGUGGUUGAAGUGGACGCCUCGGAAACCGGAGUUGGAGCUGUGCUGUCCCAGAGGUCGGUAAAGGAUCAAAAAUUACACCCCUGUGCCUUCUCUCGCAGGUUAUCUCCAGCCGAACGCAACUAUGACGUCGGGAAUCGGGAGCUACUCUCUGUCAAACUGGCCCUGGAGGAAUGGAGGCACUGGCUGGAGGGAGCUGAACAACCCUUUGUCGUCUGGACCGACCAUAAGAAUCUAGCGUACAUUCAGACGGCGAAGAGCAGCCCCGCCGAACCAGACACCAUCCUUCCCCCAUCAUGUAUAGUGGCAGCUGUCACCUGGGAGAUCGAGUCGGUGAUUAAGAAAGCCCAGCAGAGCCAACCCGACCCCCGAACCAGACUUGACCGCUGUUUGUUUGUGCCAGAUUCUGUUCGUUCCCAGGUCCUGCAGUGGGUCCACUCCUCCAAGCUCGCCUGUCACCCGGGGAUCAACCGCACCCUGUUCCUUCUGAGACGUAAUUUCUGGUGGGAAUCCAUGGGGGCGGAUGCCCGGUCCUUCGUCCUCGCCUGUACGGUGUGUGCGUGCAGCAAGACCUCGCACCAGCCUCCUGCCGGUCUCCUCCACCCUCUACCCAUCCCGGGCCGACCUUGGAGCCACAUCGGGGUUGAUUUCGUUACUGGAUUGCCACCAUCCGAAGGUAACAUGGUCAUUCUAACCAUCGUUGACCGAUUUUCCAAGGCGGUACAUUUCGUGCCCCUCCCCACUGCAGCGGAGACCGCAGACCUCCUCGUGCAUCACGUGGUCCAUCUCCAUGGCAUUCCCACUGAGGUUCUCGGACUGGGGACCGCAGUUCAUCUCACAGGUUUGGAGGACAUUCUGUCAGGCUCUGGGGACUACCGUGAGCCUUUCCUCUGGCUACCACCCUCAGAUGAACGGGCAAACGGAGAGAGCCAACCAGGACCUGGGAGCGGCACUGCGAUGCAUGUCCGCUCGUAAUCCCUCCUCCUGGAGUAGACUCCUCGCCUGGGUUGAGUAUGCCCACAAUUCCCUUACCUGUGCCACCACCGGUCUGUCUCUCUAGGCUACCAACCCCCACUGUUCCAGGCCACCGAGGCAGAGGGCUCCAAUAUCUGGUGGACUGGGAAGGUUACGGUCCGGAAGAGCGGAGCUGGAUUUCCCCCCGGCUCAUCCUAGAUCCCUCCCUCAUCCAGGAUUUCCAUCGGGCCCACCCUGAGAAGCCUGUUUGCCGGUUCCAGCUCACCUUCCGCCGGCCUUCCUGUCCAGUCCAGUCCUGUCCAGCCCUGUGCCUGCUCCCUGUCGCUGUCCAGCCUGUGCCAGCUUCCGUCCAUCAUUCAAACCACACCUGCCUUGUCCCCCUGGUUCCCAGCCUGGUUUCCUGCACCUAGAAAAAUAAAUCACGUCUGGUUUCUCCCUGCAUUAUCUGUGUCUGCGUCUUGCGUUUGGAUCCACCUGUACUGCUCGCCGUAACAGUUUCGAAGACAAGCAAAAUGUUUUUAUAGAUCAAAACAUAGUUACUUAUCCUUACACUGAACUGCAUAGUACAAACUGCAUGAACCCCACCACCCCUACCUGAGGGACACUGCAGUCAAUUAUAAACAGG